UUACCGAAUAUGUCGUGGAUGCAUUACUGUUUCCAGUUACCAGAUAUGUCGUCAGUGUAUUUUGACCAGAGUCCGAGAGAAAUCCCAUGAAAAACAGACACUUGUAGAGUAUAGAGGGAUACCCUCCUUGUCAGGAUUGAUUGUCUGUCCAGACCAGAGUAGAGGCCCAAACUCCAACAUUUGUCAGCUGAAAUGACUCCUCAGUCACCAGUCCGAGAAACAAAAGAGAGCCGAAGCAAGCAAGAAAAGGAAGGCGAGCAGCACACGCAAUGUACAAACACAGCAGCAACAGCAUGAAUUUUGCUUGAAAUAGCUAAGCGUUAAGAAAGAAUGGAUUAAGAAAGGAUCGAAAAGCCUCAGGGAGGAGGGGGAGGAUUGUCACCGGGGAAACUGAGAAGCAUGUUACUAGGAGUGGAAAAGAAGAGAAAUCAACAAGAACAAGAGGAAGAGCUUGAAUCCUCUAACGUGUUCAGAUCUCAACUUAAUCACCUCGAUGAAACUGGUGGCGGCAGUUCUGAUAAUUGCAAAGAUGUAGAUGUUGUCAACGUGCUUCCCGAAUUCCCUGCCUCAACAACAGCUGAUUCCAGGGCUGCAUCACAGAUGGUCAGUGAUGGUAGUAGAUUGAAGGAUCAAUCUUCUGUCAAUUCAAGAAUCAGGAGCCAGGAAGUCCCAUCUUUUGAUUAUGAUAAAAGUAAUGAAACUGCAAUUGUGCUCUCCUCGAUUUCUGAUUUUCAAAAGGCUGAGCGGGCCCCACAAAGAGUACCCCUUGCUCCGUUCUCAAAACCAGCACCAUCCAAAUGGGAUGAUGCCCAGAAGUGGAUAGCAAGCCCCACUUGGAACCGGCCUAAAACAGGGCAUGCUCAGGUGCAAGGUGGACAAGGGCCGCGGAAGACGGGUAAUGCUCUGAGUCGGCAAUCUUCUACAAAGGUUGUUGUAGAAGUUCCAGAACAAAAGGUGGUUGCAUUUGAAGAACCAGAUACAAAACGGGUUGAUACUAGUCAAGCUAAGAAGGAAACUUGUCUGCAGAAACUUCAAAGUUGGGAGGCUGAUUCAUACCCAAUAGUUGAUUCCUAUGGCAAGCCUGUGCUUAUGAAUGAGAAUUCUGUUGGGCAAUCAGCAAUCAGUCUCAGCAGGCAUGAUUCAUCUUUAGCCAUACACAGUGCAACUACAUUUAUCCCGCCUCCUUCAACUGCUAGGUCUGUGUCAAUGAGAGAUAUGGGUACAGAAAUGACUCCUAUUGCUAGUCAAGAGCCUUCUAGGACAGGAACUCCAGUGAGGGCAACAACACCAAUUCGCAGUCCAACUUCUUCCAGGCCUUCAAGUCCUGGCAGAACCGCACCAGCUUCAUCUCCAACAAAUCCUCCCAAUGACCAUCUAGAUCCAAACAGGGGAUUGUCUGAAAAGGAGUUAAAACUGAAAACCAAGAGAGAAAUAAUGGUUCUAGGGACACAGCUAGGUAAAAUGAACAUUGCAGCCUGGGCUAGCAAAGAGGGGGAGGACAAGGACGCAUCCACUUCACUGAAAAUUAUAGCAGCUGAUCAACAGAGUAAAAAUGUGAUUGAAACACGUGCAGCAGCAUGGGAGGAGGCGGAGAAGGCCAAGUAUAUGGCCAGGUUUAAACGUGAAGAGAUGAAAAUUCAUGCAUGGGAGAAUCAUCAAAAAGCAAAAACUGAAGCUGAGAUGAGAAAAAUUGAGAAGGGGGAAGAUGCACCUGGUGCAUAGGAAUGCAUUGAAGCCCUCCUUCUAUACAAAGAAUUGUACGUGUAUGCUACUGAAAUUUGAACAUCUUGAAACUCAGCUAAGUGCUAAUGCAUGUUUGUAUCCUAUUAAACCAGCCAACUUGCUUCUAUGUUUGUAAAAGGAGAAAGUUGCUGUGAAACCCCCUGUGGUUUGGACCAGUUUCUGUUGUUACCCUUGGGUAGUGUUGGUCAUAUAGCCUCCUAGUGGUUUUGACUAGUUGUAUUAUCAAAGUUGUUUUAGCCUCCUAGUGGUUUUGACUAGUUGUAUUAUCAAAAUUGUUUUAGGGAUAAUCACUGGAAAGUCCUUUUGCACGAGUCAUUUGAUAUGUUGGGUCUUAAACCAGAAGCUUAAAGCAUGGUUCAUGGGUCAUCCAUAUAUAUUAAUCCUCACUUUCUUGACUUUUAACCUGUAUAGUAUAUUGACUCAAAUGCAAGACCAAAAAAAAUAUCAAGUGGUUUGGAUGGUUAUUUCAAAAGAAAUUGAACGAUGACAAAUUUGGUGAUGUGAGCUUAAAAGCAUUGUUUAUAUUGAGAAUUACAAUAUAAAUGUUUUUUUUACUAGAAAAAGGUUACUUUAUUAAGUUAAAAUCUUAUUUUAUGCCAACAUUGGGAUUAAAUGUGAAUGUAGAUGAUAUUUAGAGAGUGUUUGGCUGUGCGUUUCAA
Messenger RNA from Populus nigra (black poplar), 2402 nucleotides. RefSeq lists its product as uncharacterized. Bases 400 to 1722 code for a protein of 440 amino acids. The record is from RefSeq and is a predicted model, not a curated record. The transcript has 6 exons. Lineage: Eukaryota; Viridiplantae; Streptophyta; Magnoliopsida; Malpighiales; Salicaceae.